Molecule: messenger RNA, 2740 nt
Organism: Leptopilina heterotoma
Lineage: Eukaryota; Metazoa; Arthropoda; Insecta; Hymenoptera; Figitidae
Gene: Gbs-70E
Product: protein phosphatase 1 regulatory subunit 3C
Exons: 5
Coding region: 233-1156 (307 amino acids)
Biological process (GO): regulation of glycogen biosynthetic process
Cellular component (GO): protein phosphatase type 1 complex
Molecular function (GO): protein phosphatase 1 binding; glycogen binding
Source: RefSeq, a predicted model, not a curated record
UGAUCUGAUAAAAAACGUAAAAAACUAAUAAAUCUGACAGAAAUAAUUAAAAAUAUUGUCUUUAAUGGAUUCAGAAAGAAAUUAUACACAAUGUUCUUGUUCCGAGGAGAAAUUGUCAGAGAGAAAGAAAGAGAGGAAUUUUCCUCAAAUAAUUUGUAAGAUUAUUGAUGAAUUUAAUUAUGAAGAUUGAUUGUGCGAAUAUUAAUUAUGAAGCUGAUUAAUUUUGAUCUAAAUGUGCUCCGUAGCAACGAUGCCAACGGAGCUGAUUUUGGGACAUAGUCCCCCUGUAUACAGUCCACUGUUAUACAGUUCCCUGAUGGUUACGACGUCUAACAGAUCCGUCCCACCUCGAAUACGUCCAUGUCUUUCUGUGGGAUCACUCAACUUGGACGGUUUAUUAAAAAACACCGACGAUGUUAUUAAUAAACGAAAAAAGCGAGUGGUGUUUGCCGACGAUCGCGGACGGCCUCUCACUGAGGUACGAGUUAUGAAGGAACCAAGUAACGUACCACCCCUUUGGACAAAUACAUUUGUCGAGAAAGUCCUUCAAUGUAAAUUGCAAUUCAGCAAAAAAGUAUUGUCAACGAAUGAUCAAUAUCCAUGGGAAUUGUGUUUUUCACAACCGGCAAGCGAUUAUUUAAUGUAUCGAAGGAAAUUGGAUCAAGAUGCAGUCAGUCUUGAGAAUGUAAUUAUCCGUGAGGCUGAUCAGUGUCUCAUGGGCACAGUGAAGGUCAAAAAUCUCUCGUACGACAAGGAAGUGGUCAUCAGAGUCAGUACCGAUUCAUGGACCACUCACGAAGACGUUCAAUGCAAUUACGUUGAUCAGCCAGCACAUCAGCAAAUGUUAACCAAUCUCUACGACACCUUUCGCUUCAGUCUGACCUUACCUGCCAAAUCAAAUGUCAUUGAAUUUUGUGUUCGCUAUCGCGCAAAUGGCUCUGAAUUUUGGGACAAUAAUGCCACCAAAAAUUACAUUGUCAAGAAAAAACAGGUUGUGCUACAAAAUCGUGAUGAAUUGAAUAAAAGCGAUGAAACGCUGAUGAAGGCAAUACACAAUCAUACAAAUGUGAUCGAGGAUGCAUUGAGGGUGAAUAUUCCCACGUGGAGUGAAUUUGCAUCGUGGCAACAUCUCUCAAAUGAUGCACCAUAUUGGUGACAUUAUUUUCCAAUAAUUAAAAAGUGCACACUAUUAUUCAAGAUCUUUGACGUUUAUCUACCAUCAGCGUGCAAUUUUUUUUUUUUUUAAUUUGGAGAUUGAAAAUCAACUACAAUGCCGAAAUUCUAAUUUACGACCAUAAAGAAAAAAGACUCAAGAAAAUAGGAUUCGAUUCAAGAAAAUAGAAACAAACGAAAAUAUAUACAAACUGAGAGAAAUUUGGAAAUUUUUUUAUAUAAACGGAAAUUUCGAUUUUCCAAUUUGAAUAAAAAAGAAAUUUGAAUACCUGUGAUAGGGAAAAAUGAUGUAGAUCGGCAAUUAAGGAAAUAAACGGGGAAGAGAUGAAAUUCUUUAUGAUACGAAUGAGGAGAAAAUUCUUGAGAAAGUAUCAGAAGGAGUUCUAUUGGAUUAAUGUGAUACUUCGAAAAUUGAGACUUCCAAUAAAUUUUUUUGGAGAACUGAAACUAAAAGUGAUCGCAUUCAAUCCAAUAGUGAAAAUUUCUUCCCAAUGGAUCAUCAUCAUUUUUUUUACUAGAUUUAAAAUCGUUAUUCGUAAAAAUAUAUUACAAAUUUUAAAAUGAAUUUUUUCAGUUUGAAAACUUUUUUGAAUGUUAAAUUUUAAUAAAUUUUAUCACUGUUAAAAAAUGAAAGUGCCUUUAAAAGAAAAAUGAACAAAUGAAUGUUCUUUUGAUUCAAUAGUAAAAAAAUGUGAAAAGUUUAUAAAGGAAAAAAAAUCUCCAAGUAUGUGAAAGAUGUGAGAAAAGACAAAUUAUUUGAGUGUAUGCGUGAGAAAGAUAGACGAAAUUGUAAGACUGGUGAAUUUGUGUACAUAUUUUUUAUAAAAAUAUAGUUGUCAGGGAGGGAAGGUGAAUUCAGAGCGGAACUUCUGGUAACACUUUAACAACAGAGUUUUAAGACUGAUAAUUUAAUUAUUUUAAUUAUUUCAUUUUCUGAAAUCUCGCCAUAAAAGAAAUGAUGCUCGUCAAAGAAUAUUAUUAUUAUUAUUAUUAUUAUUAUUAUUAUUAUUAUUAUUAUUAUUAUUAUUAUUAUUAUUAUUAUUAUUAUAUCACUUUUAAAAUAUUUAUUAAUUUUUUUUGGGGAGAAAAAGUACCUGCGUUUUCUUCUUCCUUCCUUUUUUCUCUACUACUGUUAAAAUUUAUAGUUAAGAAAGAAAAAUGUUUUAUAAUCAACGAACUAUCAUAUCUCCAUUAUUUUACUAUUUUAUUGUAAAUAUUUUCUUUUAUAGAUAUAGUUCAAUUUCUAUUGUACAUAAUUAUUAUUAAACACUCGGUAUUUUUAGAGACUUUUAGAAGAAUAUUAUUUUUAAGAAUUUGUGUAUAUUUUCACUUAUUGAGUUCUAUAAUGAACUUGUUCUGAAGAAAAUAUCUGAUAAUUGUAAAUUAUUUCUAUGAAAAAAUUUAUGCACGUAUACAAUUUACUAUUAGUUAUAAGUUUUAUAUUGUACAAAGUUUUUGCGAAUGUGCUCGUUAAAUAGAUGUUAUUAUUUUAAAUAUUGUAAUACUUUUAAUAAAAUGGGACAAUGAGGCAGAUUUUACAAAUCUGCUUUAAAAUCUUAAUGUUAAA